CCCUGCACAAGUGGUAUUUUUACCCAAAAAAUUACGGGCCCAUUCAUUUGUUUCCUUCUUGUUUCAGAUAAUGGUCGUACACUAGAGUUCCCAGGACCUUUCUCCUUCAUUAGCAAGCGUUUGGUGAACCACACUAUAGGAACUAAAAUUGUUGCUGAUUUUGAGAACUGCAAGCUGCAUUGUUACUACGAACACAAUUGCGUGAGUGUCAACUAUCACGUGAGCACAAAAACAUGUGAGUUAAACAACGCUACUCAUCGAUGGCAUAAUAACGAAUUCAAAGAUGAAAAUGGUUACCUCUAUCAUGGAGUAGAUGUAAGCUCUUUCUAGAUAACUGCUCUCCUUCCCCUUCCCCCUUUUCUUCCUCCUCCUUCUCCUUCUCCUCCUCCUCAUCAUCAACAUUAUCAUCAUUAUCAUCAUCAUCAUCACCGUCAACAUCAUUUCUCGUUUACUUUUCUUCUUCUUCUUCUUCUUCUUCUUCUUCUUCUUCUUCUUCUUCUUCUUCUUCUUCUUCUUCUUCUUAAGGUAAAAAGCAAAAUUUCCACUGAUUAUAUCACUUUAUCCUAAUCAUCCAGCUACUCGUUUGCUGUCAUUUACUAUUUUCUCUGUUUCUCUUUUAAGAAUGCCUGUGAAGAAUUCGAUUGUUUAAAUGGAGGAACCUGUCAAUCCGGAUUCACAGUAGAAAGAUAUCGAUGUUUGUGCCCUCUUGGUUUCAGGGGUAAGCGCUGUCAAGCAGGUAAGAAAAUAAAAGAGGUAAAAUGAAGCCUUUCUUUCACUUAAGAUUUGCGGUCUUCGAGAAUUGCUUUUCUUACUAUGAUUUGCCGUCGUAUCAAAUCCAUCCCACACUUCAACGUUUGGUGGACUCUUUAGCAACGGAUUUCAGUGGACAUGUUGGGUGGAUUUCUGCAUAGGAGAGCGUGUUAGGAACAAACAAAGGAUGAAUAAGUUUUUUCCCUCUACAAACAAUUAGGUGACUGAGAAUGAUCUAGCAGAUUGUUAGUUUGGUUGCUCGAAUAGAAAAUCUUCGAGAACAAAUCUACUGGUUGUCGUCUCAAAGAUAAAAAACCGAGGGUCCGAUCGAGUGUGAGAAAAAAAAAUUGCCAAAGAGUAAUUGCGGCCGGCGACAAGAGGAGCCCGCAAUCCUAAUCUCCAUCACGCCUGCACUGUACGUAUUGUAGGCAGCUUCGUUCAGAAUUCCACUAAGAAUGCAGUGGAAUGCAGAAGUCGCAAUCUGAUAACGCUCAUCUGGACCUUCUAUCACUCGUUAUCUGAUUACGCCUGAUUUCAGUGACUUUCUAUCACUAAAACUUACACAAACCACAGCGUUGGUUGAGAAAGAGCACCAUGUAAGACCUUCGCUGUCGUCCGCAUUCCGUAAUCUUUAGUACAUAAUAUCUUUGUUGUCACAUACUGUCCUGCGUAGAAUUCAUUCAAGAUGCAUCUUAAGUAAAAUUAAUUAUCAUUCAGAUAUAGACGAAUGCCGGUUCAACUCUCACGAUUGUAGCAACAAUGCCAUAACAGCUGUAGCUGCUAUUCGAUAAAUCCCGAAGCUCUUCUUGACGGGUAUGAAUGAAGACAGUACAUCAGAACGUAUUAACUAUUAACACAGAUUACGACUGUACAUUACUAACACGGGAUAACUGAUUGUAUUUGUAGAGUUUGUACGAGCAAAGCUGAAUUACAAGAUCAUUCAGAAUUCAGAUGCAUGUACAAUGUAACUCUGUCCCAAAACAAAAACGAAUAAUUAUACAAAACUGGCAGUGCUCGAGGUGAUGCAUGGUUGAGACGCAUAUCAGCGAAUAAUCUACUUUAAUUCCUUUAGAAAAUGUCAGUGGUCUCUUAAAGACACUAUUACUGCGAUGUCCAAUAGUCUUUGGACUACCCUAAAAAGGUUUGGUAUUAAUCUACACUUUCGUCAAUCCCUUUACUACAUCCUUCCGUCCACCUGAUCCACGAUUAUCCCAUAAAAAUGUAUGCAGUUUUAUCUCUCGUUCCAGUNGCGAUGUCCAAUAGUCUUUGGACUACCCUAAAAAGGUUUGGUAUUAAUCUACACUUUCGUCAAUCCCUUUACUACAUCCUUCCGUCCACCUGAUCCACGAUUAUCCCAUAAAAAUGUAUGCAGUUUUAUCUCUCGUUCCAGUAAGAGAACACCUAAUCAGCUCGAUCUGCUAAGGUAUAUCCUUUGUUUAGCAUUCCUUAACUGAACCGUGCUAUUACUCACUUUCACGCUCUCGUUCAUUUCGGAGUUGUCACGCGGCUUUGGUGAUAUUCCUGCUCGUUGCUGCAGAGUUCAUGGCAUUUUUUGUUUGUUUUGACUGGUUUUCUUCUGUAAUGUUAUUUUUCCUCUUUCUCUUUGUUCAUUAUCAUUAUAAUAUGCAUGCAUGCAGGCAUGUUUUUUUCUUAAAGAAAGAUUAGUCAUCCAUCCAUGCAGCCAUCCAUUCAUUCACUUUUUACCUAUCUACCUUUCUAUCUAAUCUACCUCCAUAUGCAGACAAUAGAUUCACUGACCGUGAUAUUUUCGCAUAUCCAAAAUAACCUUUUUGUAUGAUCCAUGUGUUUCUAUUUUCAGAAUUUUCAAUAAACUCAACAAUAUUACAUGAAAAUCAGUAUUAUCUCCAGCAUCUUCACCGUUUUCUUGCUAGCGCUCCGGAGGUUAAGGAGGAUUCUUCCUGGCGCCUUUGCUACCGUGCUACCUCAGAUGGUUGGGAACCUAACACCUUCCAUAAAGGCUGUGACGAUAAAAGAAAUACUGUGACCAUCGUACAGAAAGGCCAAUAUGUCUUUGGAGGAUACACUGACAUUCCUUGGAGUAAGAUUUGAUAUUGAUUUUUAAGUACCUUUGAAAGGGCUUUAGUGCCACGGGUGUUUCACUGACACCUUAAGGUACUCCUACAGUUGUUCCUCAUAACUGCAAUAUGAUUCCAACAAUAGUACUAGCAUUAUAGUUUACAAUAGAGUAAUGCUUUAAUAGGAAGCGAAAAACACUAAUAUCAUUUCCUAAAUGAUGAAUUAUUUGUCAGAGAGACACGCCUCGAUAUGCCGUUUAUACUAUACUUAAGCUCUCUACGUUUUACCCAUUCAAAUGAGUUAAGGUGGCUCGAUACAGUUUUUCAGGGUAAAUACUUUCUUAGUGUGAGCAUAAACUACUUCGAAAAAUUGCUAUUAUAGUUGUAUUAGGUAAAGAUGAAAUUUGUUAUGAUCAGGGUUGCAAUGACAUCGGAUCCGGAAUUGUCAUAGUAACGAAAUGAAGCCUUUACCUAUUCUACUUGCAGCAGUAUUUCUCUGAACUGGGACAGUUCACCCAAAAUUGUUCACGGAAGCUCUUUCCUCCAAUAGCUGCCUCGAUGUUCGUGAAGUUUAAGCGAAAUCUGUAAGAGCGUUAUCUAGAUAUUUUGGAAUGAACGUUUUAUGGUUAUAAAUACGGUAAAAGAUGGACAAUCUUGAAUUUCACCAUCUUGGAGCAGAAGAUAGAGGGCUUAUCAGCGAUGGUGCUGCAGAGAGCGGUGUUCAACACUAUCUCAAAUUAUUAGAUUUAAAAGCAUCUGUCGAGCACUAGCUUGUUGAACCAAUUUUGGACCCUGACAAAGAGCAUGGAGAAAUCGUUAGAUAGAUGCAACUCGCUAAUACUGCUUUUAGCGCUCAAUAUACAAACGACAUACUACGAACACUAAUGAACUAUAUGGCGAGUUAUGAAACUAAAUGAAAGAAUCAGAGAGGCUUGUCAUCCACAGAAAGCAGCAUUCAAAGUUGUGCUUUAGCAGCCAGCAAGAAAAGCCGUUGACCGUGGAAAAACUGAAAUUUUUUUUCGCCGUUUUGUUUUUUUAUAACCUUUUUUUUUUGUUUAAUCUAUUGCCUGGUUGGUUUCAAUUUGUUUGUACUGCUGCCCAUUUACGCCUUCAAGAGAUAUUGCGAUCAACGUAUUUCUAGUAUCAAAAAUAAUCAAUUAGCAAAUAAAAAUCGUACAGAUAGGCUAUUUUACUGUCUGCUGAAAGGAAAAUAUACAUGAUAACAAAAAUGUUAGUUAAAGAAAUAGAAAAACAUGAAGUAUAUUCAAUCAUUUUAAAUUCUUAUGUUAUACUUUUUAUGUUUUGUUUUGUUAGAAUCCAGUGGUGGCUAUGCCGGAACCCCCAAUGCGUUUAUCUUUUCUCUCAACAAUUAUGAAGGGUUGGCACCGUUUUUGAGCAAGGUGAAGCCAGAAUACACACGAGCGGCAAUUGACAGGCGUUCAUAUAUUGGUCCAAAGUUUGGUUCGGACCUCAUCAUUUAUCUUGAUCUCAAAUCACACGCAUCUUUGGGCACGUACUACUCUGCUCCAGCUUCAGUGAACAAGGCCAAUAUCCUGAAGGGACCUGGAGGGGAUUUCUCACCUGAUGAGGUGGAGGUAUUUUAUCUUGACCUAUCCCGCUAA
Messenger RNA from Porites evermanni, 4408 nucleotides. The record is from the annotation of a GenBank genome assembly. NCBI's taxonomy places the organism in Eukaryota, Metazoa, Cnidaria, Anthozoa, Scleractinia, Poritidae.